CAUUUGGUUUCUCGGAAAGGGAGAGUGACGUUUCUCUAACUUCCGCGCACUUUCUCCUCGUUUCAGGCUUUCACUGAGUGCCCGUUACGAACAUUUCUCAGGCGUCUCAUUAUUAUUAUUAUUAUUGUUUCAUCACAGGCUUCCUGUUCUCCAACCAAGCCCUCCCUCCUCCUUUUUUGGGCGCCUAAAACCCAAAUUUUCGAAUUCUUUUUUGACCACAUAUAGGGAUCACAAGUUGUGCUGGGAAUUGUGGUUCUUCCUCUUCUUCAAAUGGAGUUCGUCGGCAAAACUGUUAAGAAGGAGAUCAAGGGGGUUGGGAUUAUCUUGGGAACAGUGAAAUCUUUCGAUUCAUCGUCUGGGUUCGUGGAGAUCGUUUACGAAGAUGGUAACUCUGAGGAGCUUGAAUCGUCUGACGUAGCUUCUCUUGUUCAAGGUGAAACGGAGUUAGUAAGGGUGAAGCGCCGGGGAAGGAAGCCCAAGAAGAGGCGUCGUGUCGAAAGGAAGCAUGACACCUGUGGAAGCCCAGGUAAUAUUGGUGAGAAUUUGGGUGUUUCCAUGCUAAAUAAUUCCGAAUUUAGGGGGGUUUCGGAUGAAGAUGUUUCUGCUAGAAGGAAUUUAAAAGUAAAUGGUGAAUUAGAUAAUGGGGCCGGAGGGAAUUUGACUUUGGGAACUGAAGUCAUGGGCAAUUUGAAUUGGAGUGCCAGCUCUAACGGGAUCAAAGAAAAUCAACGGAUGGAAAGCGGUUAUGAAGAGAAAUCCAAAGAUAGUAUAUCCACUAAUGGUAAUUCCAGCAUAACGGAUUGUGCAAAAGAUGGGUUUGAUUUGAAUGCUAGACUUAACCUGAACGAGGCCUUGGAUCUGAAUAAUGGGUGUAGUUCGCAUGUUAAUACUGAGGAUGGUUUGAACAAAAGGGGUUGCAUUGAUUUAAAUGUGGAUGUAAAUCAUGAAAUUGAUUCCAGCCCCAAGACGACUGAUUUAGGUUGUCCAGCAGCUGAAAUAUCUAAGCGGGAAUGUAAUUUUGAUUUGAAUGUGGAGGUAUGUGAUGAAGUUAAGGAGACUCUGGGUGACACCGCUGGAGACGGAUUCUCAGAUGGAGGUGGUUUGUUUGGUAAAAUGGGGGAAAGCCAAAAGUCAGAGACAGAUAUUAGUCAAAAUUUUGUACAAGAUGACAGUGUUAAAAGGAGUUUGGAUGAUAUCACAAAUUCAAUCAAAUUGGAGGGAAUUGAUAGUUUCCAAGAGUGUGCAGGUAAAGACACUUCUGUGAGUUUGAUUGAGGAAAAGGAAGAAGGAUUUUGCAAUGGAGAUACUGUGGCUCUUAACUCUGUUGUGGUUUCAAAUGCUAUUUCUGUCAAGGGUUGUGGUUCUGUGGAUGUUUAUCGGGAUCAUAGUCCUUCUGAAACUGGUAUUGCCAUAACUCAUGAAUGUCAAAAUGAGCCAGGAAGCCAAUACAAACAAGGAAGUGGCCGCAGGAAGAGAAGAAAACUAUCGGAUAAUCUGAAAGCCACUCCAGAGACAGUUUUAAGGAGGAGCUCUCGCCGUGCAUCAGCUCGAAAACGAGAUUCAAGCCCUAUAACAUUGAAUGUAAUGGAUGAUCCUUUGAUGUCUCCAGGACCCAGUGCCAUAACAGAAGAAAAAACGAUUCUUUCUGGCUCUGAGCAGUGUGAACAGUGUAGUGAACUAUCACCAAAGCUGCAACUACCCCCAUCUUCUCAAAAUUUGAACUUAGAUAGCAUUCCUGGUCUUGAUCUUUUUUCCAUUUAUGCUUGUUUGAGGUCUUUCAGUACCAUACUAUUUUUAAGUCCUUUUGAGUUGGAGGAUUUUGUAACUGCACUGAAGAGUGUAAAUCCUAAUAUAUUAUUUGACAACAUUCAUGUUGCUAUUUUACAAACUCUUAGAAAGCACUUGGAAUACCUUUCAAAUGAAGGUUGCCAAUCUGCAUCCGAUUGCCUGAGAAAUUUGAACUGGGAUUUGUUGGACGUGGUCACAUGGCCCAUUUAUAUGGCUGCGUAUUUUCUGAUUCAUGGUUCUGGACUUGAAACUGGUUUUAAUCUCAAGUAUUUGAUGUUUGGAAGUGACUACUACAAGCAGCCUGUAACUUUGAAGAUUGAAAUUCUUCAGUGCCUUUGUGAUGAUAUGAUGGAAGUGGAAGCUAUAAGGUUGGAGCUUAACAGAAGAUGUUUGGUGAUUGAGGCUGAUAUGAGUUUUGAUCAAAGUAUGUAUCUUGACAUUUGCAAGAGAAGAAGAGAUCUGAGGGACUUGUCUGGUGGCUUUUCUCUGUCCGAGGAGAUUGUUGAUGUCACAACUGACUGGAACAGUGACGAAUGCUGCCUUUGCAAGAUGGAUGGAAGUUUAAUAUGUUGUGAUGGUUGCCCUGCUGCAUUCCACUCCAAGUGUGUAGGGGUUGCAAGUGAACAUUUACCUGAAGGUGACUGGUAUUGCCCUGAGUGUGCAAUUAGCAGACGUAAGCCUUGGAUGAAACCUCAAAAAUCACUUCGAGGAGCAACCCUUUUAGGAAUUGAUCCACAUGGUCGCCUUUUUUUUGAGAGCUGUGGUUACCUGUUAGUGUCAGAUUCAUCUGACAUGAGAUCCUCGUUCAAUUACUAUCACAUAAAUGAUCUGCAUGUUGUAAUUGAAGUGCUAAAAGCGGCUGAUGCUUUCUAUGGUAGCAUAUUAAUGGCCAUCUGCAAGCACUGGGAUAUUCCUUUUAACUUAAAUGGAGCAACUUGUCACCUGGAACUCUCAAAUCAAAAUGCUAGCAGGAACAUGCAUGUGAAGGCAGAAUAUUCUGCUCUAUAUCCAUCUUCAGCUCCUUUUUCAUCCUCAGAAGCAUUCUUGGACAAGAAUAAGGUUGCUGAUCAAAGAAAGUGUGAAAAAGCUUCUACCGUACAACCUGUUGGCCAAGAGUUUCUCAAAGCUGAGAGACAGUUAGAUUCAGUGAUAAUGACAGAAAGUCCCUGUGUUGCUUCAGAAAUGUCAUCGGAUACCACACAAAUGAGGUCAAUCAUUGGUGAUCCUCUAAUGCAUGGACUCAAUGAUUCCAAUAGAUCUGACGAGGUCUUGAAUCAGCCAGGAAUACCAGAGAAAGUGCACAGAGUCAGUCACUCUUUGAGGUCUUCCCGCUUAGAUGUGAGCCAUAAGACAAACUUAACAUCAACUAUGUCCACUGGGAAUAGAUCUACUUUGGAUAUGCCUUGUGGAAUUGACUAUGUAAACUAUUACAGCUUUGCUCGAACAGCCUCAUUAGUGGCGGAGGAGUUGAUACGUAAAUCAUCUGAAAAGAUCAACAAGCAUAUUGAAAUAUCUGAAGAAGACUUUAUUUCAGAACAAGCGAAGGCUAUUAUUAAGAAAUCUACAAACUUCUGCUGGCCAGGUUCUCAAAAUGUAAAUGCAGCUGCUCAAAAGGAAAAAUGUGGGUGGUGCUUUACGUGCAAAGUUGAAAAUGAUGACAGAGAUUGCUUGUUUAACUCUGUGGUGAUGCCUGUUUGGGAAGUGUCUAAAAGUGAUUUAGUUGGGUUUGAACCAAAGAACCAGAAUGCUCAUCUUAGAGAUGUCAUAUUUUAUGUUCUCUCCCUUGAGGAUCGAUUACGUGGGCUUCUAUUGGGGCCUUGGUUGAGCAUCCAUCAUUCUAAUAAUUGGCGUAACAAUCUUCUUAAGGCAUCUGAUGUUGCAUCUGUUAAAUUCUCAUUACUGACUCUAGAGUCCAAUUUGCGGCCUCUUGCUCUUUCGGCAGACUGGUGGAAACAUGUGGAUUCUGUUGUUACCAUUGGUUCAGCUUGUCAUAUUGCAGCCAGUUCACGCACAUCUUCAAGGCAUAUUAUUGGAAGGAAAAGGGCUAAGUUCUCCGAUAUUGAGUCCAGUGCAUCUUCUAAUACAAGUGGUUUGGGAACAUAUUGGUGGAGAGGUGGUCGGCUUUCCCGUCAUUUGUUUAAUUGGAAGAUUUUGCCGCACUCUUUGCUUACCAAGGCUGCUAGACAAGCUGGGUGUACAAAGAUACUGGGUAUUCUAUAUCCUGAGAAUUCUGAUUUUUCAAAGAGAAGUAAAUGUGUUGCUUGGAGAGCCGCUGUGGAGACAUCAAUUAGUGUGGAGCAACUUGCUAUUCAGGUUAGAGAGCUUGAUUCAAACAUUAAGUGGCAUGACAUUGAGAAUACUCAUCCUCUGUGUGUGAUGGACAAGGAAUUUAGAAAAUCAAUCAGGUUGUUCAAAAAAGUAAUUGUACGCAGGAAAAGCACUGAAAGGGAAUCUGCAAAAUAUCUUCUUGAUUUUGGGAAGAGAAGGGCUGUGCCAGAUAUUGUUAAGAAACAUGGUUCUUUGUUGGAAGAAUCAAGUGACAGGAAAAAGUAUUGGCUGGAAGAACCUUAUGUUCCCCUGCAUCUUAUAAAGAAUUUUGAGGACAAAAGAAUCACUCGGAAGUCCAAUGAAAUGAAACCAGGAAAAGUUCUGGAGAUUGGUGGAUUUAAUGAGAGAGCUACCCAAAAACGGGGUUUUUCAUAUUUGUUUUCUAGGAUGGAAAGGCCUAACUAUCAUCAGUGUGGCCACUGCAACAAAGAUGUUCCAACCAGGGAAGCUGUGAGCUGCCAGUACUGUAAUGGAUUCUUCCAUAAGAGGCACGCCAGAAAAUCUGGUGGCACUGCUGAAUUCACAUAUUCAUGUCACAGAUGCCUAGAUGGGAUGUGUGUAAAUUCUAAUUCUAAAAGAAGAAAACUUGACCCAAAGCUAGGGAAUAUUCAAUCACAAAAAGGUCGAAAGGCCCCCUCAGUGGGUAGACCAGUUAAGCAAAAGGGCAGUAAAAAGCCAUUGAGUAAGAGGCGGCAAGGAAAAUCUCAAACCAAUAAAAAGUUGCCACCAAGCGUACCUCUUCGUCGUUCAGCCAGGAAGACCAAAUGCUUGUAUGUGCAAAAUAAAAGGAAUGUAGGACGUAAAAAAGGAAAAAGAAGCAAAUCCAAGAAGGUGACAUCUAGGAAGGUCAAGGAAACUACUUCUCGUUCCAAGACGGCGGUAACUUUUGAGCGAAAGAAAAGAACUCAUGUCUGUAACAGUUACUGGCUUAAUGGUCUUAGGUUGUCCACAAAGCCAAAUGAUGAACGAGUACUUCUGUUUAAGGAGAAGAAGCAUCUUGCCCCCUCAAAAGGUUUUUCUAACGCCUUUGAUCAACCUAAAUGCCAUCUUUGUUGUGGAGAUGGAUGCACUUUGAGUUAUAUUGCUUGUGAAAUCUGCGGAGAGUGGUUUCAUGGAGAUGCUUUUGGACUCACUGUAGAGAAUGUUAGACAACUUAUUGGAUUUAGGUGUCAUGUAUGUCGUGAUAGGACUGCACCAAUCUGUCCCUACAAGAAUAGUAAUGCCCUGACUCAUGCUGAAAUCAAAACUGCAACUGAGUGUGCAGAGGAACUACCUAAUUCCGUUUAACUUCAGCCAUUGAGUCAGAACUUAAUGUCCCUAACUAUACCAAGUAUCUCUGCAAUUGCUGGAGGAUGAUUUUUUAGCUUUGAACGGAAACAUGCAACCUAACUUCCUACAUCAUUCCUGAUAACUCCUCCGCAUGCAGCUGAUUCUGCUCAACUUACAGAAGUGCCCACGUCCAGCCUUUUCUUCUUGUGGUAUCUAUUUGAUUCUGUAUCCUCCUCUCUUAUCAUUCUUAAAAGCUUUUUGUUCGACAUGGUCACAGAAAGACUCCUGUCCGGCUUACUGAUAUCUUCCCUCACAUCUUCAUCAAACGACAACUCACAUAUCUGAACCCAAAUUUCCUGGUAUCCAUACCUGAAGAUAAUGUUCCAACAUCCUUUGUAUUUGUUAUCUUGUGCAGCAUCCGAUUUAUAGUUGUCUAGCCAUUCCUCUCUUUGAAGUUUGAGGAAUAUAUUCUGUAAUUUUGGAUUUGCUAGAGGCUUCCAGAAAUCAGAAACUCUGCAGCAAUCUCUUCAGUAUACAAAGGAGCUAUUUCAUUCAUCCAGUUUGCUCCCAAAUGGGCAAUUUCUACUCUUACUAAUCCUACCUGGUAUCUCAGCUCCUGCGUAUGAAUUCUGUGAUGGUUAAAGAGCCACCCAAAGAACGAAAUCUCCUCUGUAACAACCCAGGCCCAUUUUCUUUUUCAUGUAGUGUCUCCUCUAGCUUGAGCUUCUUCAGCUAGCAACUCAUGCUGAUUUGACAGAGUGGUAGCCACCAUUUAACCGUCUCCCACUCCACUCUGUCUUCUCCCUUGCUGCAUAUAUGGGGGCUCUAUUCUUACAAUGAAAUCAAGAACCCAUUGGGGAAGCCAUCACUUUGAUGGUUUAACCUGUACAAAUCCCACCAUCACAAAGGAGUUUAGGAAAUGAGCUACUUUUGCUUCUAAAUCACCUGCAAAACACAACUGGUAGAAUAAAUAUACAAGGCUCAAUGUUUUUUAACUUGAUUGACUUCCAACAUUCUCCUUGAUCUCAUUUUCGAUAAUGUGACUUAACCUUUUCAUACACCAGUAAAUAUAUUAGGUGACAUUGUAUUUUUAAGGUCUAGUUACAUGUAAUUAUCAAAAUUUAAAAAAAAAAAAAAAAACUUUAGCCAGAACAAUUGGUUAUAAUGGAGGCUGUAAAACUAGACUCUAAUACCAUCAAAUAAGCGCUCAAUGUUUGUGUGUAUGUUAGUAUGUGGUUUAAUAGAUGUUCUAUCAAAGUCGAAAAAGCUAUCCACUCAAUGAUC
Molecule: messenger RNA, 6669 nt
Organism: Prosopis cineraria
Lineage: Eukaryota; Viridiplantae; Streptophyta; Magnoliopsida; Fabales; Fabaceae
Product: DDT domain-containing protein PTM
Exons: 10
Coding region: 271-5403 (1710 amino acids)
Source: RefSeq, a predicted model, not a curated record